This is a messenger RNA of Bufo bufo (common toad), 3222 nucleotides long. Its product is annotated as oocyte zinc finger protein XlCOF7.1-like. The transcript has 3 exons. The record is from RefSeq and is a predicted model, not a curated record. The coding region runs from base 296 to 2569 and encodes 757 amino acids. Lineage: Eukaryota; Metazoa; Chordata; Amphibia; Anura; Bufonidae.
GGCUUUACCGUCUCACUAAUCUCUAUGUGACGGCUAGAGUGCUCUGUCUACGUUCAUGGGUAUGAAGACACCUCUCGCACUGUAGAGUCCGUAUCCGGGCUACUCCGAGCUCUCCGGUAUAAACACAUUGCGCUGAAAGGGCUUUUUUGGGGCCAGAAACGAGGACAUUUGUAUUCCUCCGAACGCAGGAUCCAGAAAUGUCCUGUUGACCACUAUGCAGAGCAGCGGAGCUGGAGGCUGAGGUGAUUCGGUUCUGGAGGAGUGACUGUAUUGAAAACCACAUAAAGAGAACGUCAUGAUGGAGAAUCACCAGCCCCUGAAAUCUCUAUGUGGAUUUAAAGAGUCUGUCAUUGAAUAUCAAGUCACUUAUAUUAAAGAGGAGCCUGUAUCGUGUAGAAGUCAUCUUGGUGAUGCUGACAUUUUUGUUCAUACACAACAAUAUGCAUCAACUCAUAUUAAGGAAGAACCAUUCUCCUAUGAAGAUGAAAAUCUAAUUUACUCGCAUAAGUAUACACCCACAGAUGGUAUACAACAGUAUUCAUCAACUUGUAUAAAGGAAGAACCAGCCUUUUAUGAUGAACUAACAGAGCAAGUCGGUUCUACCCCAAAAGUCUAUACACAUUGCAUGUCUACUCGUAUAAAAGAGGAACCAGUCUCAGGUGCUCAAGAAAACAGCACAGACCCCAACGUAUACAUGCGCUCAUGUCAUACACAGCAGUGUCUAUCUACUAUUAAAGAGGAACCAGACUCCUGUGAUGGUGAAUACAUGGCAAGUCCUGAUAAUAAUAGUCUCACAGAUCAUAUUCAACAGUAUCCACUCACUCAUGUAAAGGAGGAACUGGUAACAUCUGAUUGUGGAAAUCUUACAAACCUAAACAACUAUGCACACACAAAUUAUACACAACAAAGUUCAACCACUCAUAUCAAGGAGGAACCACAGUGUCAUGAAGAGGUACAUUUUCCAGUGUCAAAUACACAUACUCCUACACAUUAUAAAUUGCAGUACCAGACUCCUCAUAUUAAGGAGGAAGAGGUCUCACAGGAUGGAGAAAACUUUGGAGACCUUGUCCUGUAUACACCUAUAAAUCAUACACACCAUACAUCUGCUAAGAUUAAAGACAAUCCAGACUUAUGUUCUCAAGAAAACCUCAGUGACCCUAUCAUUUAUACUGCGACAGAUCAUACACUACAUUAUCUGUCUACUCAAAUUAAAGAGGAACCAGUUCCAUGUGACAUAAACCUCAAACACUCUGAUAUGUGUACCCCCUCAGAUCAUACACAACACUAUCCAUCUACUCAUAUUAAGGAAGAACCAGUCUCCCAUGUUGAUGGACCUCUCAAAAACAUGGAAAUGCCUACACCUAAAAAUCAUACACCGAAAACCUCUUCCAGUUUGGACAAUGAGCAAACGGAUUCAUGCAGUGAAGCAGAUUGCACAGACAUUUAUACAGCCCAAGAACAAAUACCAGUGAAUGUUGUCAUCCAGCAUGUGAAUAGAGGCAUUGGCUUACAAAAAAAUAAGUUGGAAUACAGUCAAAAUGGUAAUUGUUCUGUUUCAACAUACUAUCAAACUGCUCAACCUACAGACUUCACAUUUAAGUGCCUUGAGUGUGAGGCAUGUUUUACUAGUAAGUCAGACUUUGAAGAACAUCUCAUACUCCACAGGGGGAAGAAGACCCAUGUAUGUUCUCAUUGUGGCAAGUGCUUUUCUUACCAGUCUCAGCUUCUUAUACAUGAAAGGACUCACACAGGCGAGAAGCCUUUUAAAUGUUCCGAAUGUGGCAAAUGCUUCAACCAAUAUGUUCACCUCGCUAUCCACCUCAUGAGCCAUACAGGGGAGAAACCAUAUAUGUGUUCAGAAUGUGGAAAAAGUUUUAAUAGGAAAACUACUCUUACAAUUCACCAAAGAAUCCACACUGGUGAGAAGCCAUUCCACUGUCCUCAGUGUGGAAAGUAUUUUAAUACAAGCUCAAACCUCAUAAAACAUCAGCGCGUCCACACAGGAGAGAAACCAUACUCUUGUUCCCAAUGUGGAGAGCUUUUUGUGCACUACACCCAGCUUAUCAGACACCAAACCAACCAUACAGCAGAAAAGCCAUUUUCUUGCCCUGAAUGUGGAAAAUCCUUUUCACAAAAGGCACAAUUUGUUAGACACGAAAGGUUUCACAAAGCAGAUAACACCUACUCAUGUUCAGAGUGCAACCAAAGUUUCAAGCAAUACAAGGAUCUCCUAGUUCACCAAUCAGCUCACACAGGACAGAACCCCUUCAAAUGUCAAGAGUGUGGGAAACAGUUUGAGAACAAGUUGACUCUGGUCUCGCAUCAGAGAUUUCACUGUGGGGAAAUAACAUGUGGUAAAUCUUUUGGUUUAAACUCCAACCUUGCCAAACAUAAACAGGUUCAUAUAAAGAGGUCUUGUCCAAAAGUUGGAGAGUCCCUUGAUCACGAGACUCUGCUUGGUAGCUGUCAGGUUAGCUGCUCUGGAGAAGAGGCAUGGUCAUGUUCCGUGUGUGGGGAACAAUUUGGAGAGAAUAUUGCUCUUUUUGAGCACAUGAUGAUCCACAGAUAAUACAAAAAUAUUCCUUCCAUUAGAAUGUAAGAAUGGUGUGAUGACCUGUCCCAAGCAACAAACUCAGAGACACUGAGGAAUGAAGCUGCUGGAUCUUUUCAUAUGACUGUUUACAGCGAACUAUAUGUAUAAAAUACAUUCAUCUGUUUUGUCAUUUGUUUUAUAAAUUUUCAAUUGACCUAAUAUGUCUACAGCUAUUCAGUUUGUUAUAUCACCAGGUAGGGUAAGUUAAGGGGUUUUCCACUAAACACUCAUAACAUUGUUGGGGUGAGAUCACACAUUUUGGAAUUAAAGCUGUGGAAUCUGCACUGAAAUUCCAAAAUAAAUACAAUAUUAGCAAAUUGGGUCUUAACAAAUUCCAUUCAGUCACAGCAUUGAAACAUAUGCCGUGGACUUCAAAGCUGCAGCAUACCCUAUUCGUUGCGAAAAUAAUGCUGAGUUUCACAGCGGAUUUAAUUCAUUACCAUGCAGUAAGUGAAUUCUACAUGUUACAACACAAGUCUUUGUAUUCAGAGUUGCUUCUGGAAAAGUACUCCAUUCUACACAUCAAAGUACAGUACUGGGAUUUUCCAGUCCCCAUCUACAUGCAGCAGAUUUGCAAAUGCUGAUUGGACUUUGAAAUUUACAGCAUUUCCUCCAUUAAAUUCUAUAAU